Molecule: messenger RNA, 909 nt
Organism: Brenthis ino (lesser marbled fritillary)
Lineage: Eukaryota; Metazoa; Arthropoda; Insecta; Lepidoptera; Nymphalidae
Source: the annotation of a GenBank genome assembly
AUGCAAAACUAUAAUAUAAAUGAACAUUAUAAUUUCAGCAAAGACUUUUCAACGCAAAACCUAAGCGAUGCUCAAUUUUUAAAAAACCCUCUUGGCUCAGAUAUUGAGCAAGAAAGCCAAUAUGAACCAUCGCAUAGGGCUGAUGUAGAGACAUUCGCACCAGUACUUUCACCAAACUUAUUAAAAGUGAAGCUUGAAGAAAUACUUAAAAAUGCUAAAACAUUAACAGCGACAUUGAAAAAACAAAUAUCCUAUAUAGAAAAUCAAGAAAGAACCCUAAAAGAAGCUAUUGCUAACGGCAGGUCAGGAACUACGGUUCUAACUGUAACAACGCUAGGCCAGAAUCCUCGCACGUACUUCAUCCGCGAUGGUUUUUGGACACUUUGCAACGGCAUUGUCCAGUACCCGAUUGCUACUCAACCACACAAUGUGUUCACUGAGCUCUUUUCCUCACCCAGAUGUAUCGGACAGGAAGUGAGAGCAAGACGUGAUACUUGUGCUUUUAAUUCGCUCAUCAAGUAUGAUACUGUACCAGCGACAAAACGUUCCACGUAUAUUGAAGAUAACUAUCUAUGCCUUAAGCCAUCCUUCAACCACACGCUUGAAACCUAUAUGUCAGUACCAAAACGGAUUGUCGACGAAACAUGUAAAAAUGGUGUUAUCAAAACCAUGCCCGAAAAUAUUUUAGAUUGUGGACUGAGAGUUUUACUGGAAUACGUGUUCUAUCCUAACAGAAGUCAAUUCUCUAUGUUACCUUUCGAAUAUUGUACUGAAAAAGAUGGCGCUUGCAAACUUACAGUCGGGUGGCACCUAUCCAAUACAUCUAUAGAAAAUUUUGAAUUUUUAAAGACGGAAAAUAAUUUUAAAAAGUUUUUUAUUCAAAAUGAUCACUAUCUUGAACCAUUCAUA